AUGGAGAAUGAAGAUAAUUCCAUAGAACAAACCAAUUUGGACUCCGAUCACCAUCAACAUGAAUCUGUACUGCCAGAAAAGAAUAUAGAACUGGAAGAACUGGAAGAAGAACUUGAAAUUCUGUCCGACUCGGAUUCAGAAAUAAGUUUAGACGAAGAUGAUGAAGAAUUAAUAUGGAGAGUCUUUUUCAAUCAAUUAGAAAAACAUAGAGAAGGAAUUAAUCAGUCUAACGAAGGUUUGCAAACGGAUGGUAAUACUUCAGAUUAUGACGUCGAUUUAGAAACUAGUGAUGAUGAUCAAAGUGAUGUCUUGUCAAUAAAUUCAGAAGAAUUAAAUUUGGUGAAUGAUCCUUCAUUAAUAUCUCGUUAUAAAUCUUUAAAAGAAGUUAAUUUCGAUAAAAAUAUGUCAGAUGAAGAUCAAAAAAGACUUUUAAUAUCAAAUUUUACUGAUGCUCAAAUGGAAAGAUUUGAAGCUUACAGAAGGCUGACAAUUAAUAAACCAGGUGUAAAAAAAUUAUGUAAUGCAGUAAUUGGUCAUUCAGUCCCUCAAGUAAUUGCAACAGUUGUUGCUGGUGUCGCAAAACUGUUCAUGGGUGAGUUGAUUACUAAAUCUUUUGAGAUUCAAGAAAGGGAUAAUAAAGGUAAAUUAUUGUUAGAUAUUGAAGAAAAGAAGUUAUUAAAAUCAAAAUUUCUACAAGAUGGUAAAGGAUCAGACCUUAAACAAACUCCUUUAAAAUAUGAGGGAGAUCGAAAACGUCCUUUACAACCAUGUCAUGUGAGAGAGGCCUGGAGAUUAUAUGAAGAAGAGACUAGUGGCACUCUUAAAUGA
This is a messenger RNA of Lodderomyces jiufengensis, 828 nucleotides long. RefSeq lists its product as uncharacterized. The transcript has a single exon. Gene Ontology annotation, biological process: transcription initiation at RNA polymerase II promoter; RNA polymerase II preinitiation complex assembly. The record is from RefSeq and is a predicted model, not a curated record. Gene Ontology annotation, molecular function: protein heterodimerization activity; transcription coactivator activity. NCBI's taxonomy places the organism in Eukaryota, Fungi, Ascomycota, Pichiomycetes, Serinales, Debaryomycetaceae. Gene Ontology annotation, cellular component: nucleus; transcription factor TFIID complex. Bases 1 to 828 code for a protein of 275 amino acids.